Messenger RNA from Diabrotica balteata, 1674 nucleotides. NCBI's taxonomy places the organism in Eukaryota, Metazoa, Arthropoda, Insecta, Coleoptera, Chrysomelidae. The record is from the annotation of a GenBank genome assembly.
AUGAAGGUUUUUAAAGUAUCGCAAAUAUUUAUAUUGAUCAGUUUAAUUGCUCUACACGAAAGUACUGCAAAAUACAUUGAAGAUGAUGGGACUAUAGUGCAACUGGAGGAAGGAAAGAUUCGUGGACAUAUCCUUAAAAGUGAGAAGGGUAACGACUACUACGCUUUUCAAGAAAUCCCAUAUGCUGCACCACCUGUAGGAGAAAAUAGAUUUCAACUAGCCAAACCACCUAAACCCUGGACUGGUGUUCUCAAUACCACUAGAAAUACCAAGAUUUGUCAUCAAAACCUAUCACCAUAUACCAACCUUGAACCAACUGAAGAUUGUUUAUAUAUUAAUGUUUACACGCCACAAAAAAAUAUGUUACAGAAACCUGGCAGUAAUAACCUCCUUCCUGUUUUGCUAUACAUCCAUGGAGGAGCAUUUGUUUUCGAAGCAGGUACAUUUGAGUACUUCGGACCAAAAUUUGUAAUAGAUUCUGGCAUUGUUGUUGUAACCUUCAACUGCAGACUGGGAGUUUUUGGCUUUGUUGGAACUAACGAUGGAGUUAUUCCUCUAAAUAUUGGACUUAAAGACCAAAUUUCGGCUAUGGAAUGGGUACAAAAAAAUAUUCAUUUAUUUGGUGGAGAUCCUAAUCAUGUGACUAUAGCUGGUGAGAGUUCAGGAUCAUUGGCUGUUGAUUAUCAUCUUUUAGGGCCAUGGGAAAAUGGCAAACAACUGUUUCAUGCCGCAAUAAUGCAAAGUUUAAGUGUACUUAAUGGUCUGCUCGUACAAGAUAAUGAAACCAACACAGCCUUGUCACUUGGUAGAGCUUUGGAUCCUGAAUUUAAAUCUAAUGAUACAAAGGAACUGUUAAAGGUGCUCCAGAACGCAGAAGCUAGCGAUAUUUUUAAGCUACAGGGAUUCCUCACAAUAGGAGUAUCUCAGGAAACAGAAGGACCGUUCUCCUAUAACGGUUUUGAAGCAUUUUUAUCAGGAAAUUAUAAAAACGUACCUGUACUAUCUGGAUUUACUUCAGAAGAAGCAGCAGGUAUUGCUACUCUAGGUACCACAGACAUAUUAAAAUUUUUCGAUGACAAUCCAAGCCAACUAAUUGAUCCCAAAAUAAAUAUGUCUGCUGAAGAUAGACAUAUUGCUGGUACUUUAAGAAAACAAUUAUAUACACACAACACUAGUUUUGUGGAAGAUUUGGGCGGUUUUAUAAGGUAUUGCAGUGACAGAUUUUUUAUCAAUGCAAUAAUCAAACAAGUUGAAUUAACAUCACCCUAUGUUCCGCACUACUUGUACCGAUUUGCCUACAUUGGAGAAAUAUCAGGACCAUCGUCGAUGCGACCAUCUUUGCCACCAGAUGUAGAUGCUAUUAUGCAUGGUGAAGAUGUUUAUUAUCUUUGGGCAGAUGAAUACAACUCCGAUCUUAGUAAAUUUCCAGAAGCAGAUCAGCUCUUUCUUCACAAGUAUGUCAAACUCUGGACUAAUUUUAUAAAAUUUUACAAUCCAACUCCUGAAGUCGACCCACUGUUGGACAACGUCAUCUGGCUACCAUCUGAACCAAUCUCAUUAAGAUUUCUAAAUCUUAAUGGAACUUUAAGUAUGCAGGAAAAUCCAAGGCAGUUCAAGGAAGUUAACGAUAUUAUGGAAAAGUAUAUGCAACCACCUUUUGUAGUAUUUGAUUAA